Messenger RNA from Arctia plantaginis, 1854 nucleotides. The record is from the annotation of a GenBank genome assembly. Lineage: Eukaryota; Metazoa; Arthropoda; Insecta; Lepidoptera; Erebidae.
AUGAAGGGUGCUAAGUUGUUGUCGUGUGCAAAUCGCUGCUUAAAAGGAAAUUCGCCUUCGCUAAACAGCGCACGAUGGUCGUCGUCGCGGCCGGCGCCGCGCCAGAGCGCCUCGUUCGUGUUAAACCUGUUCCGCGGCCAGUUCGAGCCGGCUCAGGUGUUUCCCUUUCCCGAGCCGCUGUCGGAGGACCAGCGUCAGAUGCUACAGGAGCUUGUGCCGCCCGUCGAGAAAUUCUUUCAAGAGGUUAACGACCCAGCGAAAAACGAUUCGGCAGCGAAAAUAGAAGAGGGCACGCUGGCGGGGCUGUGGGAGCUCGGCGCGUUUGGGCUGCAGGUGCCCUCCGACCACGGCGGGCUCGGCCUCAACAACACGCAGUACGCGCGUCUCGUGGAGGUGGUGGGCGCGCACGACCUGGGCGUGGGCAUCACGCUGGGCGCGCACCAGUCCAUCGGGUUUAAGGGUAUCCUUCUGUUUGGCACCCCCGAGCAGAAGAAAAAGUACCUGCCGCGCGUGACGGGCGGGGAGUACGCCGCCUUCUGCCUCACCGAGCCUUCGUCCGGCUCCGACGCCGGCUCUAUCAAGUCUCGUGCGGUGCUGUCGCCCGACGGCAAGCAUUUCAUCCUGAACGGCUCCAAGAUCUGGAUCAGUAACGGGGGCAUCGCCGAGAUCAUGACCGUGUUUGCGCAAACGCCGAUCCAGAAGGACGGAAAGACUGUCGAUAAGGUGACGGCGUUCAUCGUGGAGCGCUCGUUCGGUGGCGUGUCGUCCGGCCCGCCCGAGGACAAGAUGGGCAUCAAGUGUUCCAACACCACCGAGGUGUACUACGAGGACGUGAAGAUCCCCGUGGAGAACGUGCUGGGCGGGCUCGGGAACGGGUUCAAGGUGGCGAUGAACAUCCUCAACAACGGGCGCUUCGGCAUGGCGGCGGCGCUGGCCGGCACCCAGCGCUCGGCGCUGCGCCAGGCGGCCGAGCACGCCGCCACGCGCCUGCAGUUCGGCAAGCGCCUGGCCGAGUUCGACUCCGUGCGGGAGAAGCUGGCGCGCAUGGCCAUGCGCCAGUACACCACCGAGACGCUCGCCUACAUGGUCAGCGGCAACAUGGACUCGGGCGCGCAGGACUACCACCUCGAGGCCGCCAUCUCCAAGGUGUUCGCGUCCGACUCUGCGUGGGCGGUGGUCGACGAGGCGAUCCAGAUCCUCGGCGGCAUGGGCUUCAUGAAGGCGACGGGUCUCGAGCGCGUGCUGCGGGACCUCCGCAUCUUCCGGAUCUUCGAGGGCACCAACGACAUUCUGCGGCUGUUCGUCGCGCUCACCGGCAUCCAGUUCGCCGGGAGCCACCUGCAGGAGCUGCAGCGCGCCUUCAAGAACCCCACGGCGCACCUCGGGCUCAUCUUCAGCGAGGCCGGGCGCCGCGCCUCGGCCGCCGUCGGGCUCGCGCGCGGCCCCGACCUGGCGCCGCUGCUGGCGCCCGAGCUGCGGCCGCUCGGCUCCGAGCUGGCCAAGCUGUGCGCCGAGCACGGCCGCUCCGUGGAGGCGGCGCUGGUGCGGCACGGGCGCGACAUCGUGGACCAGCAGCUCGUGCUGCAGCACCUGGCGGCGGCGGCCGUGGACGCGUACACGGGCGCGGCCGUGCUGGCGCGCGCGUCGCGGGCCGCGCGCCGCGCGCUGCCCGGGGCCGCGCACGAGCUGCGCCUGGCCGAGGCGUGGGCCGAGGAGUGCGUGACGCGCAUGCCGGCGGCGCUGGCGGCCACGCGCGCGCCGCGCUCGCUGCGGCACCACGCGCGCCUGGCCGAGCUGGGCGCGGCCGUGGCGGCGGCGGGCGGCCAGCCCACCCCCAACCCCCUCAACCUGUAG